Molecule: messenger RNA, 1468 nt
Organism: Dioscorea cayenensis subsp. rotundata (Guinea yam)
Lineage: Eukaryota; Viridiplantae; Streptophyta; Magnoliopsida; Dioscoreales; Dioscoreaceae
Product: fasciclin-like arabinogalactan protein 10
Cellular component (GO): plasma membrane
Source: RefSeq, a predicted model, not a curated record
AUGGCGAAAGAGCGGUUACUGACCUUCGUGCUUGCAGUGACGAUGGCGAUGGCGGUGAACGCACCGGCCGGUGAGGCUCACAACAUCACGGCGAUCCUCAGCUCGCCGGACUACAGCAUCUACAACAACUACUUGACGAAAACGAAGAUCGCCGACGAGAUCAACUCGAGGGAGACGGUGACGUGCUUGGUGCUACCCAACGCCGCCAUGGCCACCCUCGCCUCCAAAGGCUCCCCCGCCGAUAUCAAGAAGGCCCUCAGCCUUCUCAUCCUCCUCGACUACUUCGACCCCUCCAAGCUUCACAACCUCCAAGGCGGCUCCACCUUCACCACUACUCUUCUUCAGACCACCGGCACCGUCGCCGGAAACCAAGGCUUCGUCAACAUCACCGACGCCCGCGGUGGCAAGGUCAGCUUCUCCUCCGCCGUUCCUGGUUCUAAACCAGACGCCGUUUAUACAAAGUCUAUCAAGGAAAUCCCUUAUAACCUCUCCGUCGUCGAGAUCUCCGAUCCGAUCGUCUACCCUGGCCUAUUCGAUGGCUCGUCAAUCUCCAACUCCAACCUUACUGCGCUUCUCGAGAACGCCGGGUGCAAGACCUUCGCGUCUCUCAUCUCCUCUUCCGGCGUGCUCCAGACGUUCCAGUCCGCCAUGGGGAAGGGUCUCACUGUGUUCGCCCCCAACGACGAGGCCUUCAAAGCUCCCAUCGUUCCUGAUCUAUCAAAGCUUUCAGCCGCCGAUCUCGUGGCUCUGUUGCAGUACCACGCAUUGCCGUCUUACACUCCGAAAGCUUCGCUGAAGAUGGAGACCGGGCCGAUCGCCACCAUGGCGUCGAACGGGCCAGGGAAAUACGAUCUCAGAGUGAAAUCUCGCGGGGACGAGGUCUCGCUCGUCACCGGCAUUGACACAUCCCGCAUUGCCAGCACUGUCCUGGAUGACACCCCUGUUUGCGUCCUCACCGUCGAUAACGUCCUCCUCCCCGUCGAACUAUUCCCAAAUGCCACAGCUCCUGCUCCUGGACCAUCAGCUAAAUCACCAUCACCAUCGUCGUCCCCAUCCCCGUCCCAGUCUCCGUCCCCGUCCCUAGAGCCUGGGCCAACCGCUGUGGCUCCAACCCCAGCUCCGGGCAAAAAGAAAAAGCCGGAGGCUCCAUCCCCAAUGCCAAGAUCACCUCCAGCACCACCGACGGAAUCUCCAGCCCCAGCGAGCUCCCCAGCGGAGUCCCCUGAAAACCAGCCAGCUGAUGAUACUUCCAUGGCUGCUGAGACGAUGGUGGGGACUUUCGCGGCUGCGUUCGUCUCGGCUCUCUGCUCACUGGGCUUCAUUUUGUAAGCAAAGUGUUUGUUUGAUUGCCUGUGAAGAAGCGCCUCCGCGCACACCUUCCUGGUUUUGCUCUGUUUUUUUGGUGUUCUUGUGCUGACUUGUCACUGGCUGGCGCUGUGUUGGUUUGGUCCUUACCUUUAUUGAUAUA